Vespula vulgaris is the source of this 4817-nucleotide messenger RNA. RefSeq lists its product as uncharacterized. NCBI's taxonomy places the organism in Eukaryota, Metazoa, Arthropoda, Insecta, Hymenoptera, Vespidae. Gene Ontology annotation, molecular function: structural constituent of chitin-based larval cuticle. Gene Ontology annotation, cellular component: chitin-based extracellular matrix. The transcript is spliced from 3 exons. The record is from RefSeq and is a predicted model, not a curated record. The coding region runs from base 2106 to 4376 and encodes 756 amino acids.
AUAUAUAUACGUAUAUAUAUAUAUAUAUAUAUAUAUAUAUAUAUAUAUAUAUACACAUUACCAUUUGUAAAAAAGAAAAAAAAGGAAGACGAAAUGAAAAGAAGACAGAAAAUAGGUUUGAGAAACAAUGUGUGUACGCGUGCAUGUCUUUAAACCCGAUUGUUUCCACUGUCCUAUAACAAAAUUUAGCUCGUGUUAAGAAAAGAAUUUAAUUCAAUUUCCGCGUUUCUUAUGCCGGAAAAAUAACGGAGCUAAGUAAGUAGGGUCUCUAAUCAGGACGUUACAAAUAACGUUGAUGAAUUUCUUCUCGACAAACUUUCUUCAAUUACGAAAGUUAUCUACAAGAAUCUACAAACGAGUUGGUACUUAUAUAUACGUAAUCUUCAGUCAACAACCAGCCAACCAGUCAACCACCCAACCAACCAACCAACCAACCAACCAGCUAGCCAACCAGCCAGCUAGUUAACUAAAACGCAUCCUCUAAUUUCAUGCUAACGACUUCAUUACAAGAGGUAGAUAAUUCCACUAGAAGAAAUAAUAUAUUUUAUAUGAGGAGGGACACGUAAUUUUAACACUCAUGUCGACGACACAUAAUCCAUCUCUCCAAUUAAACCGGAAGAUAUUUACGUGAAGAAAAAAAGAAAGAAAGAAAGAGAAAAGAAAAGAAAAGAAAAAAAAAGAAAUAGAAAGUAAUUAGUAGAGGACACUAUAAAAAAGAAAAAAAAAGAAUUGUGAGGAAGCGUCAUAGUAGUAGUUUUACGUCACUCAAGGAUACGCUUUGUUAAUACGCUAACACUCUUUUCCUGUACUCUCCGUGAACGAUUAUCUCAAGAUAUCUAAAAAGUGAUCGGACAAAAGAAUAAGUCGAUCUAUCUAACGAUCGUUAACUUAGACGGUGAAAGUUAUCAUAGAUUGUAAAGAGAGAGAAAAAAAACGAUUUCUACGAUCAUUCGAUUCAAUUUUUAUAAUCUAGUUUUCGUCAAAUCGAUACGUGUAGACGUUUGUGUGUGUGUGUGUGUGUGUGUGUGUGUGUAUGCAUUAAUUUCGAUGAUACGUAACGAACAUGCAACCUUGAACUUGAAAAAUAUGGCAGAAGUAAAGGAGACCGAGGUCACGGUUCAUUAAAUGGCGUCAUGGUCCAGCUAAAACUCACAAUUGGAUUAACUGGGGAAAGUGGCGAUGAUUGGACACUUUCUCUAUGUACGUAUUUUCUAUAUUACCGAUAGACGUAGGAAACAAUUAUUACAAUAUGUUCGAUCGAACGACCGACGAACGUGAUCAACCUUUCUCCAUCGUUAAACACAUUAUCGUUAGACGAUAGUAAAAAGUUACUUCUCGAGAAAGACCAUUAAAUAUCGUUACAAACAAUUAUACGAAGUUAAGGAAUGUUGUUGCAAAAAGAAGAAAACAAUCAAAAACGAAGUCACGCCGCUAUCGAAAAGAAAGUGAAUUUUUGACGAAGAAAUAACGAAAAAAAAAGAAUGAAAUCCGGGUUCGGACCAAUUUCAAUGGCGAUCGACGUUAACGAGACCGAUCAUAAUUGCUUGAUCAUGCAAUAUGAAGAAUAUCUUUUGCUACCUGUUACUAAAUCGAAUAUUUUAUCUACGCAAUAUCCUUCGUCCUACUCAAAUGUCAAAGGGAUGUGGUAUAUCGAAUCGUGCCGGUCGUUGGACAAGUGUUUCGUUAAUAAAUCUAACUGCAUUAGAAAGUACGAGGAGGAAAACCAACGUUUCGUUAUUUAUCCGAACGAGAAAAGUAACUAUAAUAAUAUUACAAAAAAAAAAAAGAAGAAAAAGAAGAAGAAAAAUGCAGCAGGUUUUUCAGCCUGUGGUUUAGAUGUACCGUUUCACGGCCGUGUACGACGGGUCGCCUAUUGUCAGGAGCAGACAAGUGGUCUUGAAGAAGAGAGAAAUGAGUUGGACGGGAUAAGAGGAACGAAGAGAGGGAAGGUCCAGUGAAGAAAAAUCUUUGCUGGUGAGUGAGUCAUCUUCGAGAUAAACCAGUUCGUUACGCGUGAUAUGAUGAAUAAUGUAUUCAGGAUGAGAAUCGGUGCAUUUCUAUCGAGUAUGGACGCGCUACUCGAAGUAUCAAGGACGAAUAUAUAGAUGACGCCAUGGCUGAUGGCAAUCUUUUGUCUGGCGACAGCAGGCUGUACGAACGUUACGGAUCAGCAAACAUCGGAAACUACUCACAAUCAUCAAGUGGCUAUCUUGAAACAGAUCAGGAAGGUCAACGAAGACGGCUCGUAUACUUAUGGAUACGAGGCUGGCGAUGGAUCAUUCAAGGUCGAGACCCGCGACGUUCUAGGCAACAUCAAGGGUACGUUCGGUUUCGUCGACGCCGAGGGUGAAAUAAAGAGGGUCUCGUAUUCGUCCUCUAACGGAACGGGCUUUAAAGCGACGACCGUAUCGCCAUUACAGGAACACAUAUCGGUGGUCCAGAGUAUACCACGUGUCAAUCGUACCAGUAGUAGCAGUAGCAGUAGCAGCAGCAGCAGCAGCAGCAGCAGCAGCAGCAGCAGUAGCAGUAGUACCAACAGUAAUAGCGGUAGUACGACGACGACAAAGAGGCCUAACAUAAUGUACGUUUCAACGGAAGCUUCGACCAAGUCGUCGGUCGUCCAAUCGAUUCCAAGAACGAGGAAGACAGCGACGACGUCUACGACGAGCACAACGACCCAAAGUACGAGUACCGAAUCGGCAAAAAAUAUAUUCAGUCAUUAUUUAAAAGGUAAUAACAAAAGUAGACCUCGUUUCGUGAUAAACGGUCAACAGAGACCGAUCGGAGUCGAGGAAGAUCCCGAGGAUAGCGAGGAUUCGCAAAUAAAUCGUCCGAGUAUUGAAGAGAGAAACAGUGGCUAUCGUAGAAUCUUAUUCGCGAAACGUCCUGUCGAACAAAAUUUAAGACCUAUAACCGAGGAUUUCGUUGAGAAGGAUGACGAUCCUAAAAUAUCGACUGGUAAUAAUUUAAGACGUCAACUUCACGACGAUACCACGAAAACGAGUGGUAUCUCUUCGGGGGAUAACAACAACGGCAACAACAACGAUGAACAUUCCGAUGUUUACGGUGGUGCUUUGUCGACGACACGACCUUUAUUUACAACUACUACUCCACCUAGAGUUAUUCAGCGUAUUCCAGGGACGCGUCUCGAUAGACCUAAGAUAUACGUCAAUCGAGAAAAUCUAGGACCUGCUAGAUUCGACGAACCCAAAUACGAAGGUCCUAGAGUCUACGAGCCUGAAGCUAAGUCUACUCUCGAGGAACAAACGUCUGCUCAACCGAUUCUGAUUCGUGGACCAGCAAGAAUACCCGUUGAAAAUAGAGAUUAUCUUAGACAGACGACAGAGCCGAUUUUCGUACGUGGACAGGGUGAAUCAUACGUUCGAGAGUUACAACCAAGAGUUUUGGUAACUGGCCAACAAAAUAAUAUCGAAGAAGAGCCAGCGUAUCGACAGAUUCCGAUCGGUAGAAUUUUGUAUAGACCUGUUACGACUCAGCAACAACUGUACAGUACCACUACCGAUCCAAACGUUCAUUACUUAGCCGACAAUCCUACGGUCGAAACAGACGACGAGUCGAGAUUACCGAUCAAUCAGAAUUACGUUAGACCAAGACCUUAUCCAAGACCAUUGAUCUAUCAAGAAUUGGAAGCAAGGACUAGACCGAUCGUCAGACCUAUUCCUCAAUCACCAACCCCGACUCAUCAUAUCGAUGAUCGGGAAUAUCAACAGACCACACCCGAUUACGUCUAUCGUACAACCCCAAUAGCUUUACCACCGGAACCACCAAAUCCGAUAGCACCUCCUUUAAGUCGACGAGAUUUCCAAAUGUUACUUAGACGUCUAUUGGUCAGUCAAUACGGUGUACAAGCUCUAACAUAUCCAAAAACUUAUCUGGAGGAUGCACUUUACGAUCAACAACCUUAUCCUUCUUAUCAAUCGGGAUACCAAACUCCUGUUCCAAGGCCUGACCUUUCUUACGAUCAACAAGUAACCAUGCAAUAUGGCGAUCGUGUUCCAUUGAGACGUCCAGCUUACACGAGAGGAUUGAAUCCGCUUUAUCAAUCACCGCAUCAAUACGACGACUAUCAGGAUAGCAGAUUUACCGCUAAACGUGUUUACAGACAAAAGUUUUAUACGCAAGAGAUUACAGACGACGGGGACGAGAUUCUACCAGCACCUAUCAGAGAGGCAUUACUAUUGAGAAUGCUUCAAUUAGCUAUUAACGCUGAACGGCCAGGCGUUGUACAAAAUACGAUGAUUAGUAGUACGACAACUCCAACUUCGAGAUACAGGAAGACAGGUCCUGUCAGAAGCGUUCAAAUUAUUACCGACGAAUCUGACGAAGACAAGGACGUCAUGAACAAGAAGAUGUAACUCUCGUUUUUAUUUUUUUUUUCCUCCUUUUUUUUUCUUUUUCCUUUUUUUCCUUCCAAUGUGUCGUUUUUAAGUGGAUACUCCAUUUCUUUUUCUUUCUUUUUUUUUUUUUUCUUCUUUUCUAACGAUCUACGCAGCACCUCCUCCUCGCCCUCCCACCCACCCUCCUCACAUCCUCGAUUGAUUAGAGAAGUGAGAAUAAUAAUAGAACGAUAAGAUUUCGAUCGAAUUAAUAUUCAAUAAAUCAAACGUUCGUUUAUCGAACGAAUAAGUAUUAUAUUAUAGUAUCAGUAGAUAACAUUUAGAAUUUAAUUCUAUCUUUUUAAUGUUAGAAAGAUUAUUUAUAACGAUUAGACGUGCAAUCGUGUCGAGUACGAUUAUGUUAUUUUCAUCCAAAGAUUGUCUGUCUGUCUCUCUCUCUCUCUCUCUCUCUCUCUCUCU